Pteropus alecto (black flying fox) is the source of this 1430-nucleotide messenger RNA. It is a transcript of the gene PRLHR, whose product is annotated as prolactin releasing hormone receptor. Gene Ontology annotation, molecular function: neuropeptide binding; neuropeptide Y receptor activity. The transcript has a single exon. The record is from RefSeq and is a predicted model, not a curated record. NCBI's taxonomy places the organism in Eukaryota, Metazoa, Chordata, Mammalia, Chiroptera, Pteropodidae. The coding region runs from base 112 to 1224 and encodes 370 amino acids. Gene Ontology annotation, cellular component: neuron projection; plasma membrane. Gene Ontology annotation, biological process: G protein-coupled receptor signaling pathway.
GUUAUUCCAAAGGGAGUAUUUAGGUGAUUGAAGUGAGAGGAGGUUGAGGGAGGAGGGGGUUUGAUAGAGAAUGGGAAGUGAAGGACUUUGAUUCUCUUCGGACAGGUGGUCAUGGCCUCACUGCCCACUCAGGGCCCGCGAGCCCCUGACUUACUUUCUGGACUACCGCCGGCGACCUUAACUCUGGCCAACCAGAGCACAGAGGCCUCAGUGGGCAAUGGGUCGGUGGCUGGCCCAGGCGCUCAGGCUGUCACGCCGUUCCAGAGUCUGCAGCUUGUGCAUCAGCUGAAGGGGCUGAUUGUGCUGCUCUACAGCAUCGUGGUGGUCGUGGGGCUGGCGGGCAACUGCCUCCUGGUGCUGGUGAUUGCACGGGUGCGUCGGCUGCACAACGUGACCAACUUCCUCAUCGGCAACCUGGCCUUGUCCGACGUACUCAUGUGCACCGCAUGCGUGCCUCUCACGCUGGCCUACGCCUUCGAGCCACGCGGCUGGGUGUUCGGCGGUGUCCUAUGCCACCUGGUCUUCUUCCUGCAGCCCGUCACCGUCUACGUGUCGGUGUUCACGCUCACCACCAUCGCGGUGGACCGCUACGUCGUGCUGGUGCACCCGCUGCGCCGGCGCAUCUCGCUGCGCCUCAGCGCCUACGCAGUACUGGGCAUCUGGGCGCUGUCCGCGGUGCUGGCGCUGCCCGCUGCCUUGCACACUUAUCACAUCGAGCUCAAGUCGCACCGCGUACGCCUCUGCGAGGAGUUCUGGGGGUCUCAAGAGCGCCAGCGCCAGCUCUACGCUUGGGGGCUGCUGCUCGUCACCUACCUGCUUCCCCUGCUUGUCAUCCUCCUGUCUUAUGUCCGAGUGUCGGUGAAACUCCGGAACCGCGUGAUGCCGGGCUGCGUGACCCAGAGCCAGGCCGACUGGGACCGCGCGCGGCGCCGCCGCACCUUCUGCCUGUUGGUGGUGGUUGUGGUGGUGUUCGCCAUCUGCUGGCUGCCGCUACACGUCUUCAACCUGCUGCGGGACCUUGACCCGCACGCUAUUGACCCCUAUGCCUUUGGGUUAGUUCAGCUGCUCUGCCACUGGCUUGCUAUGAGUUCCGCCUGCUACAACCCCUUCAUCUACGCUUGGCUGCACGACAGCUUCCGCGAGGAGCUGCGCAAGCUGUUGCUCUCUUGGCCCCGCAAGAUAGCGCCGCACGGCCAGAGCAUGACAGUCAGUGUGGUCAUCUGAUGCCACUGCACCAGGCCUGGCUGGCCUGGGGAGCUCCACGUCCACUGGUCUUCAAGGUUACCCACCCGAGGCUAGACUCGAGAGCUUAUUCUUAGCACCAGAGCUAAGCCAAUACAGGCAAAACUUCCAGCCCACCCAUCUUGUCCAGUUGUCUUGCCUUGUCCUUGUGUCUUUGUACAAUGUCAAGUGAGCUUUGGUGGGAGUAC